AGACGAGGAUAUCGACCUCGUCAGCGAUGCUGGCUCUGCCCCAGCUCCGUCAAUAGGUCAAAAACUUGUCGGACAGGACCACCUAGGACGUAGUAUCACGCCCAAUACCGCCGCAAUGGCCAUUGGUAUUGAUACGCUGUAUCACAGCAAUCACACGAAGUACCUGAUACAACUGCUCGAGAAGAAGAACGUCGAGUAUGACAUGGAGGCUGUGAUCGAAGGGCUGAGACAGGAGAAGAUGAAAGUCUUGUUGGAAUCCGCUGAAGCUGAAGUUCCGGAAGCACAGAAUGGCACAGAUGAUGAUACAAGCGAGGAUGGCGAUGACGACGCGGACGUUAAACAUGAAACUGUGAUACACUCGCGACCAAGGUCAACGCGCGGACUUCCGAGAAUGUCGUUAUUCAGGCCACAGUCUGAACCAUUGCCGCGUACGGAUCCACUGCUGGAAAAUGAGGAUGUCGAUAUCCAGGCGGAUGAUAGACGACCAUCACUCCUGCGGCCACGGAGGGGCAAGGGCAAAUCCAAAACGAGACCUUCUUCGGCUGGUAAGGCGCCAAAGAAAGGCAGGAUGUUACAUGGGUCACAUACGCCAUCAGGUCUGCGCGAGAGUACUACAUUUGCAGCACCAGAGGAGGAGGUAUCUACUGAGGAUAUCGUUGAAACUUCUGUGGCUAAGAGGACGUGGAAACCGAAGGUGAUUGCUUUUGGAGAAGACUUCCUGCGAUCACUGCCGUCACGGUUGAGUGAAAAGCUUACAGCAGAGCCUGACAGCGAAGAAGAUGAGGAAACGUCACCAGAGAACUUGCAGGGCGGACGAUCAACCGACCCCAAUGAAAGUGCGAAGCCGCUGGAGCAGACAAGUGAAGCUGUUGCCGAUGGGGCUGACCUUCUUGGAGGUGCUACGCGUUUCCACGUCAAAUGCCGCAUCGUCGUCGGUAACGUCUCCAAGUACCUCCAACGCCACGAACGCUCCCCAGAUAACCCCAAAUGCACCCACAAAUGGCUCCUCUACAUCAACGCUCCCGCAUACUCACAACCAGUCUCCACCUUCGUCCGAGCCGUCACGCUGACAUUGGAUCCAUCUUUCCCACCGCCACACGAGAUAACACUCGAUCGAGCACCAUUUAAGUAUCUUAGCCAGGGAUGGGGCGAUUUCAUGCUCAAGAUCCGUAUCUCGCUUUUGGAUUCGAGGAAUAAGGAUAUCAAUAUCGUUCAUCCCGUUAAGCUGGAUCCACACCACACGGGUAAAGAGGUAUUGAGCAGUGAGAGCUUAUUUGACGUCGAGUUGGAUAGGGAUACGCAUUUUUCUGAUGGAGUGGUUGGAAGAGACGUCGUUCCGAGGAUUGAGGAUACUGUGGAUAUUGAUCAUGCUUCGUCGAGACCGUCGACUGCUGGGAAGAAUUUGGCGGAGAUCAUGUCUAGUGCGCGGGCUUCGCCCGUGCAAAGUGACGUGGAAGACGAUGGUGAGGACGAGUUAGGUCAUGUUGGGAUGAAGGGGUUGCCUUAUGGAGAGGAGCCGACUGUUUAUUGUCGACUAUGUGGAUUGAUGCGGAACGUUUAUGCAGCCGCGACUCCGGAUGAGGAGUGUUCGUGUCGGGCUGACGAGGUGACACGGUCCAAAGACAUUCGUUCACGACUCUGGACUACGGUGGACGAUGUCAUGGAAGCCUCUGUACAAAAGGAAGAUAUGAUGGAUGUUGACUAUCCGCAGUUAACGACGGACGAUCUUGUUCAGCUCGUGGAAGCGACGGAUCCUCAGGCCAUCGACACUGUUUGGCAGGUCAUUAAGCCACUUCAGCUUUCGGGCGUCAAAGCUGACGACCUCCUACGUGACGAAGUCGGCGGCCUAUUGGAGACUGGUGAGGCCUUCGAACAGAGAGUUCACGCAGGCUCGGUUCUAGCGCAAGCUGCACGGGUGUUUCUGAAGAGAUUGGUCGGAAAGGCGCUGAACGAGAUAAACAAGGAUCAGCUGGCUCGUGCAGACAAUGAAAGUGGACAAGGUACUACGGACGUAAUGCUGGUGCCUAUGCAUGUUGUCAGAGCGAUCAUGGAGAACCAGGAGGAGGAAGGUUUCGAUUUUCUCACGGGUGCAGGAAUGGGAAAGGAAUGAAGCGUGAACGUGGUAUCAUUUUUAUUGGUUACACAGGCCGCGUUGGUGU
Molecule: messenger RNA, 2159 nt
Organism: Saitoella complicata NRRL Y-17804
Lineage: Eukaryota; Fungi; Ascomycota; Saitoellomycetes; Saitoellales; Saitoellaceae
Exons: 2
Coding region: 116-2110 (664 amino acids)
Biological process (GO): regulation of transcription by RNA polymerase II; chromatin remodeling
Cellular component (GO): NuA4 histone acetyltransferase complex
Molecular function (GO): histone binding
Source: RefSeq, a predicted model, not a curated record